This is a messenger RNA of Dibothriocephalus latus, 405 nucleotides long. The record is from the annotation of a GenBank genome assembly. Lineage: Eukaryota; Metazoa; Platyhelminthes; Cestoda; Diphyllobothriidea; Diphyllobothriidae.
AUGGUAUCUGAGGACUGCAGCUUCCGAAGCGAGCUUUAUGAUUUCGUCUGCAGGACGACACGACUUCCGCCGGAAGUGAACAGAGUCCUCCUAGUGAAAAAUUUGCCCUACAACAUCUCGGCAGAGGAAAUGUACGACAUAUUUGGCAAGUAUGGUGCCAUUCGACAGAUCCGGGUCGGCAACACACCUGAGACAAAGGGCACUGCUUUGGUUGUGUAUGAGGACAUCUUUGACGCGAAAAACGCCUGUGAUCAUCUCAGUGGUUUCAACGUCUGUAAUCGAUAUCUCGUUGUACUCUACUAUCAGAAGAACAAGCAAUUCAAGAAGGUUGACACGGAUAAGAAACGCGAAACACUGGACCACUUGAAGGCGAAAUACGGAUUGAACACUCCCAGGGCCAAGUGA